Messenger RNA from Phytophthora infestans T30-4, 1267 nucleotides. RefSeq names its product glutathione S-transferase, putative. Lineage: Eukaryota; Oomycota; Peronosporomycetes; Peronosporales; Peronosporaceae. The record is from RefSeq and is a predicted model, not a curated record. Gene Ontology annotation, biological process: glutathione metabolic process. Gene Ontology annotation, molecular function: glutathione transferase activity. The transcript has a single exon. Bases 17 to 1267 code for a protein of 416 amino acids.
CCCAAGAAUCGAGCUGAUGGCGGCGUUCCCCUCGAUUAGGCUCACUUAUUUCAACUUUGGCGGCCGGGCUGAGUCCGUUCGACUGGCGCUAUACGUUGGUGGUGUCCCUUUUGAAGACAAACGCUUGACCCGCGAGGAGUUCGGUGCUCUGAAGAGCUCAUUCCCGUUAGGCCAAGUGCCGGUGUUGGAGGUGGAUGGGCAAGUGCUAACGCAAACUGACGCCAUCCUAAGAUACGUUGGACGUCUCGGUGGACUCUACCCAACCAGUUCUCCCUUCGCGGCGCUUAAAGUCGACGAGAUGCUGCAUGCUCUGUGCGAGAUGGGGGAGCAAAUAAUUCCUUCGUUUGAAGAAAGAGAUGCGGACAAGAAGAAGGCGAUGCGUGAAGAGCUGGCGAAUGUCACCAUUCCACACUAUGCAGCUUGUAUUGAGGAUCGACUGGAGAAGCUACAGCAACUGCCAUCCUUCCAGUCGGACGUCGUAUACGUGCACGAGAUCUCUCUGUACACGUGGAUGAAAGGCUUUAGAGAUGGUUUGUUGGACCACAUCCCGACUACAAUUCUGGAUGACUACAAGUUCCACAAUGCCACGUUUGACAAGGUCGCUGCACACCAACGAGUGAAAGAAUGGUACAGUCUGCCGCAUGGUCCGCCCAACAAGUUGAAGCUGACCUACUUCCCAGUUCCAGGCCGAGCUGAGCCAAUUCGACUCGCGUUUUUCAUUGGAGGCAUUGACUUUGAGGACGUGAGAAUUUCGUUGGAUGAGUACGAGAAGGUCAAGUCAGAUCUGCCUUUCAAGCAGCUGCCAGUGCUGGAAGUGGACGGUGAGUCUUUCUCGCAGUCGUUGGCUAUACUUCGCUAUGCUGGCAGCCUUGCGGGUCUCUAUCCAACGGAUCUGCUCGCUGCUUCUCACGUGGACGAAGUUUUCGUGUUGAUCGAUGAGAUGUUUAACAGCCCUGAGUGGCGCGCGACUGUCAGAGAGAGGGACACGGACAAGCUGCAGGAGAUGCGUGAGAACUUGUCCAAGGGUCUUAUCCCGAAGACACUCGGGUUCUUAGAGAAGCGUGUCGAUGCGUUUAAGGGGCAUUACGCUACGGGACCGAAGUUGACGGUGGCCGAUUUGGCUGUUUACGCGUUGAUCCUUCUCCUGAAAGUCGGCAGACCUGGUAUCCCUACAAACAUCUCCGACCCGUACAAGAACUUGAUUCGUGUUUUUGGCCAGGUGAAAGAGCACCCGAAAGUUAUCGAGUGGAGCACUGCUCACGCGUGA